AGCUCUUUUUCUACCUGGAAGAGGGCAUAGGAAGAAAGCAAAUCCAACAAAGGCUAGGCUGUCACCCACGGUCACCAAGGAGCACCACUCCCCUCAACCCACGACAAUCCGUCCUUUCCAGGCCCAGCGCAGAGCCUGGGGGUGCCACCCGGGGGAGCCUGAGGACCCGUUCCAGCUGAGCAAGCCAGGCUCCGCCCUUUGAAGACACGCCCCACACCAGCCACUGAGCUCUGAGGCCCUGAGCUGAGCUUCCCUUCAGACCGGCAUUCCGCCCCGUCCAGGCUUUGAGAAAGGAGUAGGAGCCGAGCUUUCCUGCAGAGGAAGAAAAACGGCCUGUCUUUCGUGGUCCGACCUCUGGAAAUGAGUGUAUGAUGUGAUGCGUGUGUUGGCUAGAGAACUAGGCUCUGUCCUAGCAGCAGCAGGGGAGUAGUGGUUGGUGUUCUGUGUCUGGGUCAGUCCUGAGGGUCUGAGUCUUGAAGGGUGGGAUGCAAGUGUGGAACCUGGUGCCAACCCCCACGGCCACUCUGUCCUGAGUGAAAGCAGCAGCCCAAGAUGGUCAGGAAAGUUUCCCACCCUUAGUCCCAGCCCUGAGAGCCUCAGGCCAACGUUAGCGCAAUACUUCAUGUCCCAGAGACCGUGGUCUGAUGACAGAGGCAGAAUCUUCCCAUCCCAGCGUCAAGAGGCUGCGGGUCGAGGUCGCCUGUGUGUUAGCUGCGUCUGUGGGGGUCUGCUCUGCUGUUGUGCGCAUGUCUGUCUUUGGUCUGCGAGACGGGCUGUUUUGUGUCUGGGCGGAGUCUGCCUUUGUCAGUCUGUCUGUGCUAUUUGCGUGUGGGGGUCUCUACCUGGGGUGGGGGAUGCUUUUGUCUGAAAGGAGAGUCUGGCUCUUGCCGCAGUCCUUAAGCAUCCCCAGGUCUGCCACAGGAUGGUCCCAAGUCUGUAGAACCCACCUCUCCUCUCCACCCCAAAGUGCCAGCAGGAAUGGGAUGGCAACAGAAAGGGAAGUCCUGCAGUGGGCAUUGAACCGAGUUACUGUUUCUUAUUAUUAUUUUGAAAGAUGGUGUAGUAGGGUUUGAGACUGGCCUGGAUUGGGGGGAGGCGGGCAGAAAGCAGAGACUUCCUCGGACCCAACCCUCUCCAGGACUCUGAGCCCCAGCACUUUGGCUGGCAUAAUGGGGUUGGGGAAGUGCGGUGACUGGGGAAGGCUGAGCUAUGAGCAGGGGGCAUGUGCCAGGCAGUGUUCUGUGCCCCCUUCUAGAGCCUAAAUUUGUUGCCCUACCUCCUCCGGAAGCUCUCCGAGUAGAUUCUGGAGGCCUGGAGCUGGGAUCGCUGGGCGGGGAGUGGGGAAGGGAUGGGGGACUGAGGACCGAGAAGAAGAGAGAAGAAGGGGGGUGUUGGGGGCGGGAGGAAAUGGGAGAGAGGAGAGGGAGGAGGAACAAGAGGAAGGAGAGAAGUGCGGCCAGCUUGCUUUCUCCAGUCGGGUGACCGCGGGGACCCAGGCGACGUCGGAGGCUCUGCGGGGAACCCAGGCGGCAGCCCCCACCCCUGCGCUGCUGACACGCCCCGCACCCCUUCCGGCUCACACCCCCACCCAUAGUCCUGAGCGGUUCGGUGCAGCGUCGGCGGAGGCAGCAGAGCCGAGGAGAGCAGGUCUACACCUCUGCAUCCCUGGACCAGGACUCACUAAGAUGCCCAUCCUGGAAAAGGUCCCCCAUAAGAUGGCAGCAAAAACUCCCAGCAGUGAGGAGUCUGGGCUGCCCAAACUGCCUGUGCCCCCCCUGCAGCAAACUCUGGACACGUACCUGCAGUGCAUGCAGCACCUGGUGCCCGAGGAGCAGUUUAGGAAGAGCCAGGCCAUUGUACAGCGGUUUGGGGCCCCUGGUGGCCUCGGUGAGACCCUGCAGCAGAAACUCUUGGAGCGUCAGGAGAAGACAGCCAACUGGGUGUCUGAGUACUGGCUGAAUGACAUGUAUCUCAACAACCGCCUGGCCCUGCCUGUCAACUCCAGCCCUGCCGUGAUCUUUGCUCGGCAGCACUUCCCUGGCACCGAUGAUCAGCUGAGGUUUGCAGCCAGCCUCAUCUCUGGUGUACUCAGCUACAAGGCCCUGCUGGACAGCCAUUCCAUUCCCACUGACUGUGCCAAAGGGCAGCUGUCAGGGCAGCCCCUUUGUAUGAGGCAAUACUAUGGGCUUUUCUCCUCCUACCGGCUCCCCGGCCAUACCCAGGACACGCUGGUGGCCCAGAACAGCAGCAUCAUGCCAGAGCCCGAGCACGUCAUCGUGGCCUGCUGCAACCAGUUCUUUGUCUUGGAUGUUGUCAUUAAUUUCCGCCGUCUCAGUGAGGGGGAUCUGUUCACUCAGUUGAGAAAGAUAGUCAAAAUGGCUUCCAACGAGGAUGAGCGCUUGCCUCCAAUUGGCCUGCUGACAUCUGACGGGAGAAGCGAGUGGGCCGAGGCCAGGACAGUCCUCGUGAAAGACUCCACCAAUCGGGACUCGCUGGACAUGAUCGAACGCUGCAUCUGCCUUGUGUGCCUGGAUGCACCAGGAGGCGUGGAGCUCAGUGACACCCACAGGGCACUCCAGCUCCUUCACGGCGGAGGCUGCAGCAAGAACGGCGCCAACCGCUGGUAUGACAAGUCCCUGCAGUUCGUGGUGGGCCGAGACGGCACCUGCGGUGUGGUGUGCGAACACUCCCCAUUCGACGGCAUCGUCCUGGUGCAGUGCACUGAGCAUCUGCUCAAGCACAUGACACAGAGCAGCAGGAAGCUGGUUCGUGCAGACUCAGUCAGCGAGCUCCCUGCCCCCCGGAGGCUGCGGUGGAAAUGCUCCCCGGAAAUUCAAGGCCACUUAGCCUCCUCUGCGGAAAAACUUCAACGAAUAGUAAAGAACCUUGACUUCAUUGUCUAUAAGUUUGACAACUAUGGGAAAACAUUCAUUAAGAAGCAGAAAUGCAGUCCUGAUGCCUUCAUCCAGGUGGCCCUCCAGCUGGCCUUCUACAGGCUCCACCGAAGACUGGUGCCCACCUACGAGAGCGCAUCCAUCCGGCGAUUCCAGGAGGGACGGGUGGACAACAUCAGAUCAGCCACUCCGGAGGCACUGGCUUUUGUGAGAGCCAUGACUGACCACAAGGCUGCUGUGCUGGCUUCUGAGAAGCUUCUGCUCCUGAAGGAUGCCAUCCGUGCCCAGACUGCGUACACAGUCAUGGCUAUAACAGGCAUGGCCAUUGACAACCACCUGCUGGCACUGCGGGAGCUGGCCCGGGACACAUGCAAGGAGCUGCCUGAGAUGUUCACGGAUGAAACCUACCUGAUGAGCAACCGGUUUGUCCUCUCCACCAGCCAGGUGCCCACCACCAUGGAGAUGUUCUGCUGCUAUGGUCCUGUGGUCCCAAAUGGGUACGGUGCCUGCUACAACCCCCAGCCAGAGGCCAUCCUUUUCUGCAUCUCCAGCUUUCACAGCUGCAAAGAGACAUCUUCUAGCAAGUUUGCAAAAGCUGUGGAAGAAAGCUUCAUUGACAUGAGAGACCUCUGCAGUCUGCCGCUGCCUGCCGAGAGCAAGCCACUGGCAACAAAGGAAAAAGCCACGAGGCCCAGCAAGGGACACCAACCUUAACUCUUACCACUAGGCUUCACCUCCUGGACCCAGCCUCUAGAGCAGUCAGACCCUGCCAAUCCCCGCUCCCAUCCCUCACCCCAGCUUUCUGCAGCUCCCUAUCCUCAGGAUCCAACCCACAGACCACACAGAGACAUCACACAGAGCCGGAGUGUCGGGAGGAAAGGGUCCCCUCUUUAUGCACGGGAAUGGUCAUUUUCAAGGUACCUUUGAGCCUGCGCACUGGGAAAUGGGAACAGCCUGUCCAGGAGGUAGCGUGGAUGCACUGGGGAGCUAUACUGAGGACUCUUGUGGUCCUUGGAAACUUAGUGUUCAUGUCUCCUUCCCCAGCAGAGCCUAGUGUGUCCAGGUGAUGCUUCUGCCCAACGAAAGAAUGAGUCACCCUAUUACAUGCAAUGUACCUAAAUGAGCUAGGAAGAAAAAGGCUAACUCCAGGUCAUUACGUCUUUUCUUUUUGCAGGGAGAGGAGGAGGCUUUGUUUUGAGAUUCAGAGCAUUCCAAUCAUGGCAUUCUUGGUGCCUCCACUGAGCCAUACAGUUCUGCAAGCACCUGCUCCUCCUACACACACCAUAGAGCCCAAGUCCAUUUAAAAUAUAUUGACUUGGGCUCACAAACACAUUUCCGCUUUCGCUCCCAGGGGCAGCCUUCUGGUGAGCUCAGAAAAUAAUGUCCAGCUAUUCUGAAAGGAAAAAAAACUUAUCUGUGACUGCCCUGGAGUUGCUGCCACUCUCUGCUCAGCAGGUAGCAUCAGAGCCAGUCCAAGAGGAGUAGACUGCACAGCCCCAAGCAGAUGGUGCCUGGUGCGGGUGGGUUUGUGGAGGACUCAGCCCCUUCCCGGGGUGCUGCCAUUUACAUUUUUUCUGCAUCUUUUCCCCUCUCCUCCCCAUUGUACAUGCUCCAAUAGGUGGAGAAGAGAGAUGGUUACUUUGGGAUUUUCUGUUUGUGUUGUUUUAAGACAGAUAUUUUUAAGAAAACCACCCUGAAAUUAAUUUCAGAAAAUCGUAGUGAUUCAAGCAGGACCCUUAGGCAGAUGGGCUCCUUUAUUUGGAGCAGACUAUCCAGGGACUCUGACAAAGACCCAUGUGGCAAAGCAUAAGCAGGGCUCUCUGCUGGCCUCAAGGUCUGAGGGGACAGCUGGCAGAGAGCGAGGCUGGGAGGAAGGCAUGGCCUCAUCCAGAACCAGCCUCAGACCCAGCUCCAGCAUGGGCGGGACAGGCAGGUCAGCAGAAGCAGACUUGAGAUGUCCCAAGAGACUGUGAUCACAGUGGAGAUGCAGGAGGAACUUCCCAUUGGAACACAUUAUUAUGGGAAGUCUAAAGGGCAGGUAAGGGAGUGAGAAAGCAACCAGAGAAAUCUACAGCAUAGAGUCCAUGUGUUCUGCUCCACAUCCCUCCAAUCCUGCUGCUUUCUGCUGAGCACUGCGCUCUAGCCCAGGGAUCUUGCAGGUGCCCCCUCUUCAGGCCACUGUGAAGGCUCUCCACACUUGGGCCUGCACUAUCACAGGCCAGCAGAGGAGGGGUAGGCAUUUGACCUUUGCUCAGCUCUUUGAAAACACAGCAGCCUCAAGAAGUGAGUUCCUUGAACCCCUGGUUUUAGAUGGAAGAUAUCUAUUAGAUGUGGGAAAUUUGGGCACUGCCCUUUGAACACACAAACUUAAGUCAUUGGUCUGUAGCUUCACACUCCUUCCCUCCCAUGGCCACCUUCCUGCUCUGCUUAGGAAGUUGCAGCACAAGGAUCCUGGGGUUUUCUAGGGAAAGGCAGCUCACCUACUGUAAGUUGGCCCAAAGCUACUUGUCUGGUCUCUCCAAAUAACCAUGGUGCAGAUCCAAGUUCUCCUCUGGUUCCUUUCCCUCCAUAGAUUUCUGGGCAGGCAGAGAGCUUCAGCUAUGGGGCCAGGCAAUCCUACCAAUCUUAGCCAAAUGACACGCAUGCCCAGAGACUCAAUUCCCUCCAUUGUCAAAUGAGAACAAGAAUGUCCCCACUUGCAAGAUUAUGAGGACUGGAGAGCAUGUGUGUCUAGGACCUUGCUGGGUCAACAAUUCAUCUGCCUUUGCCUGGGAUCUGCCAGCAGCAGUAGCCAAUAUCUAAAAGACACAGGGGCCACAAGAGAAAAGGAAGGAGAGAACUAAGUCUCUCCUAGUCUAUGGCAUGCCAUUAUGGGGUUGAGCAGGGCCAGGGAGGCUUCGUGGGGCCUACCUUUGGGAUGACUUUACCCCAGUGGGCAUUGUUUGGGUGGUUUUCUUUUAAACUCUUUACACUGAUAUGACAGACCUAAACUCAUAUCUGCUAUUCUCUGAGCACAUGGAAAGGUAACUUACUCUGUACAUUCAGAUAUCAAACUAUGCACUGUGAGGGCUAUGAGAAGCGCAAACAGUAAAUGCUCAGCAGGAGGGAACACCUCCUCCCUCUGAGGAAGAGGCUGGAAGCUGGCCUUCCCCCUCCAAGAACAGACGGGUACACUGAGUCUUUAUGCAAAGGCAACACUGAGCCAUGGCCAAGGGCAUCUCUGCGGGCAUCCUGGGAAAGGAUCCCACUCCAGGUGUCCCCAAAGAGAUGGAAAAUGAGACAGUCAUUUGGAACACUGAUGGAUAAUAAAAUGUAUGUGGCCACCUUACAAUACUGCUAAGUUGCUAAAAUAUAUAAAGUUAAUAUUUGAGUUCUAUUUUUAUAUAAUAGUUCUAGAUUUAUGGCAAUAUAUACAUGUGUAUAGCCUUUCCAUUUUAAUUUCUAGUUUUGUGCUUUGAAGAAAUAUAUGUAUGAUUAAAGAACUGUAUAUUGUAAGCAUUAUAUUCAAACUAUGUAAAGGUCGUAAGUCUAUAUUCAAUAAAAUGUAAUGCUAAGAGAGA
Messenger RNA from Callithrix jacchus (white-tufted-ear marmoset), 6454 nucleotides. It is a transcript of the gene CHAT, whose product is annotated as choline O-acetyltransferase. The record is from RefSeq and is a predicted model, not a curated record. Gene Ontology annotation, biological process: acetylcholine biosynthetic process; neuromuscular synaptic transmission. Gene Ontology annotation, molecular function: choline O-acetyltransferase activity. NCBI's taxonomy places the organism in Eukaryota, Metazoa, Chordata, Mammalia, Primates, Cebidae. Gene Ontology annotation, cellular component: cytoplasm; neuron projection.